Messenger RNA from Dromiciops gliroides (monito del monte), 1671 nucleotides. RefSeq lists its product as uncharacterized. Gene Ontology annotation, biological process: virion assembly. The transcript has 3 exons. The record is from RefSeq and is a predicted model, not a curated record. Lineage: Eukaryota; Metazoa; Chordata; Mammalia; Microbiotheria; Microbiotheriidae.
AUGGGACAAAAAGUGACCACUCCUCUGAGCCUGACUCUGGACCACUGGAGUGAAGUUCAGGUUUGGGCACAUAAUCAGUCAGUAGAAGUUAAGAGAAAGAAAUGGGUUACUAUCUGUUCCUCAGAGUGGCCCGCGUUUAAUGUUGGAUGGCCACGGGAGGGCACCUUUAACACUGAUAUUAUUUCACAGGUAGAGGCCAAAGUCUUCAACCCUGGACCUCACGGACACCCCGACCAGGUCCCCUACAUUAUGACCUGGCGGGCUCUGGCCUCAGACCCACCUCAGUGGGUCCAGCCUUUUAUUCCCCCCCCUAAACUCCGUUCUCCUCUCACUACCCCAAGUGCCCCACCCUACCAAGCGCUAUCCCUUCCCCUCCUCACCCCUACCUCUUCUUCCCUUUACCCUGCCCUUACCCCACUUCAGGAUAGGGCUGUUCAAAAGCCUCCCAAGGCUACCCCCGUUUUGCCCCCUGACGCAGCGUCCCCCCUCAUCGACCUGUUGACAGAGGAGCCGCCACCGUAUCCUGAGGCGGCACCGGCAGGACAGGAGGAGCCUGACUCUCCAAUUUCCCCCAUUGCAGGGAGGCUUAGGGACGGUCGUGAGCUGCCGCUAAGUCAAACCUCCCAGGCCUUUCCCUUGAGAGAGGGCCCUAACGGCCGGCCACAAUACUGGCCCUUCACUGCUUCCGACCUUUACAACUGGAAGCAACAUAACCCUUCCUUCUCUAAGGAUCCCACUGUCCUAACUAACCUAAUUGAGUCCAUUUUAGUCACUCACCAGCCCACCUGGGAUGACUGUCAGCAGCUUUUGCAGACCCUGUUGACCUCGGAAGAGAAGCAGAGAGUCCUCCUGGAAGCCCGGAAGAAUGUACCGGGCGAAGAUGGGUGACCAACCCAAUUGCCCAAUGAGAUAGAGGAGGCUUUUCCCUUGACUCGACCCCACUGGGAUUUCAACACACCAGGAGGUAGGGAGCACCUACGUCUCUACCGCCAGUUGCUUAUAGUGGGUCUCCGCGGGGCUUCAAAACGCCCCACUAAUUUGGCAUAGGUCAAGCAAGUGAUACAGGGAAAAGAGGAGACGCCUUCUGCCUUUUUAGAAAGACUUAAGGAGGCUUAUAGAAUGUACACUCCUUAUGACCCCGAUGAUGAGGGACAGGCUACCAGCGUAUCCAUGUCCUUCAUUUGGCAAUCGAGCCCAGACAUCAGGAGUAAAUUACAGAGGUUAGAAGGGCUGCAGGGGUAUACCCUCUCAGAUUUACUGAAAGAAGCAGAGAAAAUCUUUAAUAAGAGGGAAACUCCAGAAGAAAGAGAGGAGAGGAUAGAUAACAGGCGUAGUAGGGAGCAGGAUGAGAGAGACAGGAAACGGAAUCGGGAAUUAACUAGGGUGUUGGCCACCGUUGUCACUCAGGGGCAGAGCAGAGAGGGAAAACCAGGCACUGGAGACUAUCGACCGGUACAGGACUUGAGGGAAGUCAACAAAAGAGUUCAGGACAUCCAUCCAACAGUGCCCCACCCCUACAACCUGCUGAGUACUCUGCCCCCUUCACAUGUCUGGUACACUGUGUUGGAUUUGAAAGAUGCCUUUUUCUGCCUGAGACUGCAUCCUGAGAGCCAGCGUAUCUUCACUUUUGAGUGGAAAGAUCCAGACCUUGGGCUCUCGGGCCAGUUAUAG